Messenger RNA from Heterocephalus glaber (naked mole-rat), 1296 nucleotides. It is a transcript of the gene Fahd2a, whose product is annotated as fumarylacetoacetate hydrolase domain containing 2A. NCBI's taxonomy places the organism in Eukaryota, Metazoa, Chordata, Mammalia, Rodentia, Bathyergidae. The record is from RefSeq and is a predicted model, not a curated record. Gene Ontology annotation, molecular function: catalytic activity.
CGUCUAUUGGCCAUCGCAUCGUGACGCCACUAGGGUGCGCCGCUCGCUUCGCGUUUUCUGUAGAGGCCUCUCGCCGGCCUUUUGCAGCCGCACUGCGUGGACUGGCCUAGCCCCUGGUGCCCACUGUCCUGACCUCCCGUACCGCGGGCACGAUCCCCACAGCGAAGGGUGCCAGGCAGGACCGGCCGUCGCGGCCAGGUGCUGAUGUUGGUCUCAGGGAGAAAAAGCUUGCUCACAACUCUGCUGCAGGCUCAGAAGCAGCCCUUUCAGCCCCACAGACACAUGAGACUGGUGCAAUUCCUGGCUCCCCACCUGGCGGGACCUCACCUGGGCCUGGAGUCGGGGAUUGCCGGUGGUGUCAUCGACCUCAACGCCUAUGACCCCACACUCCCCACGACGAUGACACAGUUCUUGGAGCAGGGAGAGGCCACCCUCUCGGUGGCAAGAAGGGCCCUGGCUGCACAGUUACCAGUCCUCCCACGGUCCGGGGUGACUUUCCUGGCCCCAGUCACGCGGCCAGACAAGGUGGUGUGUGUGGGCUUGAAUUAUGUGGACCACUGCAAAGAACAGAAUGUGCCUGUGCCCAAGGAGCCCAUCAUCUUCAGCAAGUUCGCCAGCUCCAUUGUGGGGCCCUAUGAUGAGAUCCUCCUGCCACCUGAGAGCCAGGAGGUGGACUGGGAGGUGGAGCUGGCCGUGGUCAUUGGGAAGAAAGGCAAGCACAUCCAGGCCACAGAUGCCAUGGUUCACGUGGCAGGCUUCACCGUGGCUCAUGAUGUGAGCGCUCGGGACUGGCAAGUGAGACGCAAUGGGAAGCAGUGGCUGCUGGGAAAGACCUUUGACACCUUCUGUCCCCUGGGUCCUGCUCUGGUUACCAAGGACAGUGUAGCAGAUCCACACAACCUGAAGAUCUGCUGCCGCGUGAACGGGGAGGUGAUGCAGAGCAGCAACACCAACCAGAUGGUGUUCAAGACGGAGCAGCUCAUUGCCUGGGUCUCCCGGUUUGUCACUCUCUAUCCAGGGGAUGUCAUCCUGACCGGGACACCGCCAGGUGUUGGGAUGUUCAGGAAGCCAGCCAUCUUUCUCAAGAAGGGGGAUGAAGUCCAGUGUGAGAUUGAAGAACUAGGGGUCAUUGUCAACAAAGUCGUGUGAUGGCUCCCUCACAAGCCCAGGCUGGAGACAGGACAGCCACCUGCUGCCAGUGGGCCCAGUGCUAGCCCCUCUGCCCCUGGGCUGCUCUUCAAAUAGGAGGGAAGAAGGUGGAACCCUCCACAAUAAAUUUGCCCAGGCAAAGUGGCA